AUGGAGAACUUGCGCUGCAAACAAUGCAAUUGUUUCCCGAACGGUGAAGUGUAUCAGUGUGCUGCAAAGGAUCAUUUUUACUGUGCAGCGUGCAAGGAAUCGAAAAAUAAAAUACUGUGUGCGUGCGGUGCCAAGCUGAGCGAUGAGACGGUACCGAACCCGAUCGAGAAGUUGCUGCAUCAGGCAAUGUGUCCUUGCCGGUAUGCGUCGAACGGAUGUACCUGGAAAUUUGUACAGUCCGAGAUGGAUGCGCACGUAGCUGAGUGUCGGUAUCGACCAUAUCGGUGUGUGGCUGCUUCGUUAAAUGUCUUAAAAUGUGAUUGGCAGGGAUACCAGCAUCAAAUAGAGAAACAUCUCACCGACGAUCACAAGGAGCUGGGACCUGUGUUUCGCUUCCGAGAAACGACUUCGCUAGUGUUUAAGGAACAAAUUUCGCUCGGCGGGCUGAAGAUAGUGGACGCGUUCAGUAAACGCUUUCUGUUUUACUUCUUCUCGGACGUUGCCAACAAAACGCUAUCGUUUCUGAUGAUCUACUUCGGACGUCACGAGGAAGCGAACCAAUACUGUUACGAGCUGGAAAUACGUGCUUUACCCUAUCCGGCUAAGGAUUCUCCAGAGGAUGCUGAGACGGACAAGCCAACAGCUUUUGCACGCAGCGUCAAGUUUGUUGAGCGUUGUUAUUCAGAUUCGGAAAAUCUGACAGAAUUACUGGAGCAGGAACGAUGCGUUACGCUGUCCCACCGACAGGUGCUUAAGUAUUUGCACGGAGAAAAACUCCAUAUGGUGUAUAAAAUACGCAAAGUGGAUCCAGCACGUGAAAAAAAGGUCUCCACUACAAGUGUCCCCGCGAGUGAAGAUGCUUCCCAGCCGAGCAGCUUGUCAACGAAGACUAAACCAAGACCACCACCGUUUGUGUUUGCAAGCAAGGGCAAACUGGCUGGGAAUGGUAAACGUUCUAGUUCGUCUUCCAGUUCCAACUCCAGUUCGAGUUCCAACUCGAACGCCAGCACCAAUUCCAGCUCUUCUGCAUUGCCUACCAAAUCGUCGAACAAUACGGUCCCUAGUCCCAGCACAUCUUUGCCCUCGCGCACACCAUCCAACGCCUCGACGGUGACAGUUUGUUCGGACAGAAACAGUGUCGAUCCGUUGACAUCGUCCGUCAGCCGCUGUUCACUGUCGUCGAUCAAUCGUGUAACUACACCGUUAACACCGUUCGAAAAACCGGAACAGUGUCCACUGUUGACACCUUCCAUCAACAAGCACGAUGUGCCUCCGACCUGGACUAUUUCACAGACGACAACGAGCGGGUUUGCUUACCACACCAGCACCGAGUACCAUCGGCAGGUUUACGGACAUGAGCCGUAUCGCACCAAUCAUCAAUAUCUACCGAGCGAGUGUACAACUACUGCGGCCGUUUGCCAGCGAUACACACAACCGUACAAGGUGAAAGACGACCGUCUUUAUUUGAUGAAACAUCCAACAAACUGUUUGUACAAACCGCAACCCAAAUGGUGCACCGGAGGUGGUGGAGAGAAAGAUGUUACAGGAAAAGGUGGUUGGAGUGCGUAAAGCUCCAUGAGAAAAAUGAGCUAAAAACUUUCAUUACACAUUUUAAAAGAAUUCUAUUUAAAAAUAUUCUCAAUAAAAUAUACUCACCAGGA
Molecule: messenger RNA, 1661 nt
Organism: Anopheles funestus (African malaria mosquito)
Lineage: Eukaryota; Metazoa; Arthropoda; Insecta; Diptera; Culicidae
Exons: 4
Coding region: 1-1569 (522 amino acids)
Biological process (GO): multicellular organism development; proteasome-mediated ubiquitin-dependent protein catabolic process
Cellular component (GO): cytoplasm
Molecular function (GO): ubiquitin conjugating enzyme binding; zinc ion binding; ubiquitin protein ligase activity
Source: RefSeq, a predicted model, not a curated record